CCUGUACAGGGUGUAUCCCGCCUUCACCCAACAGGAGUUGGGAUAGGCUCCAGCUACUCCAUGACUUCAAGAAACUAGUAAGUUGUAACCAGUUUGGAUGCAUUUCUUUUCCUUAACAUGCACAGAACUGUCUGCAGCUCCCUCCUGCAGGCAGCCAGCUGGAGCUGCUGCUCUAAUCCACGACGCUCUCUCUAGAGCAGCAGCAGAGAUAAAGACACGCCGCUGAUCUCUGCCUCAGUCGGGUGGAUGAAAGCUCCACGCAGCAUCACGGCUCCAUCAGGGAUGGUGGACUACGCGACCGACUGGCAGCAGCAGAUGAUCUGAACAUUGACACGCUGUCUUCCAGGUCUUUUUCUGGUGCUGGAUAAAGGAAACAGAGUACAGAGGAAGCUUCAGCCCCACACACAGCUCCUCACCAUGGGGGUAACGGUCUACAACAUCUCCUCCACCUCAGUCAGGGUGAGCUGGCCGCCGUCCCCCAUCUGCCGGGACACCUUCUACAGCGUCAUGUACGACCCCAACUGGAACAGCCUGAUCAUGGGCUACAAGCGCAAAAGCUUCAAACACGAAGAGCGCAUCCCCGUCAGUCAGACCAGCACGCACCUGGCCAACCUGCUCCCCCUGACCGCAUACUUCCUGUGCGUGACGUGUCAGGCCGCCGAUCCGGUGCGGGAGCAGUGCAAAGUGUUCAGCACUCUGAGUGAGAGCAGCGAGACGCACGACCGGGGCGGCUGGGAGCACAUGGCGGGCGUCUGGCUGACCUGCUGCCUGCUGCUCCUGAUUGUCGCGGGCCUCCUGGUGUGGGGGUGUCUCCACAGCACGUGCCCCUUCCCCGGGCGAGCCGCCGACAGCUGCCCGGUGGUGACUAACGUGAGCCGGCAGAACAGGUCUGCGUCGGCUCACCUCUUCCCCCCCAGGAGCAGCAGCGAGGACAGCAUCAAGCGCGCCGCCGCCAUCCAGCCCCCGCUUAUACAAGCGCACCCACCGACUGGUAAUUACCCAGAACACGAGAGCUGAGGAUGCUCGCUAAGCUGGCUGACAGCGAGCCAGCAUUAAUCACUGGAUUAAGGUCAUUGUAGCAUUGUUCAUCCGAGCAGGAAAAAUCAUGAUUCAGAGGAAUCAGAAGAUCAGGAACGCAGCACCUCUCCGGGUUUUUUUUUUAGAGAGGAAAACAACACAUUUGCUCUUUGAAAAACGUUGUAAACUUUGUGCUCACACUUCUCCCCCUUUCAAACUAUCCCACUUCCUGUUUUAAAGACAAUGCCAUCAUCACAACCUCAACGUGUGCUUGUGUACAGCUGGCAGUGUUACGGCACCAGUAAAUACGCCCGAAAAUCCCUCACAAGCCAAGAGAAUAAAAGUGGAAAUCUGUGGGAUUGAUUUGCAGCGGAAAUGUUCUCACCUUUGAC
Messenger RNA from Oryzias melastigma (Indian medaka), 1409 nucleotides. Its product is annotated as fibronectin type III domain-containing protein 9. NCBI's taxonomy places the organism in Eukaryota, Metazoa, Chordata, Actinopteri, Beloniformes, Adrianichthyidae. The coding region runs from base 418 to 1017 and encodes 199 amino acids. Gene Ontology annotation, molecular function: protein binding. The transcript has 2 exons. The record is from RefSeq and is a predicted model, not a curated record.